ACAAGGACAACACCUCAGGACCUAUGUCCACACAUCGGUUGGGAAGCAGGUGAGUAGGAAGGGUGCAGACUGCACGAUUCCAAUGACUGAACCGGAAUUCUGCGGCUUUUGGAACACAGUCCUAGAAAUGUUUACUGGUGCGCAGUAGACAGUGAGAAAUCUGGGUCCUAUCUCACCUCUGCUUUGUUGCCCUUGCUGCGCUCUACUUCACAAUGGGCUCCCUUGCUGCAGCAAAUGCAGAAUUUUGCUUCAAUCUCUUCAGAGAGAUGGAUAGCAAUCACAAUAGUGGAAAUGUGUUCUUCUCCUCUCUGAGCCUCUUCACGGCCCUGGCGCUGGUCCGUCUGGGUGCCCGAGGGGACUGUGCUGCUCAGAUUGACCAGAUGCUUCAUUUCCACAGCCCUUCAGGACGCAGGAACUCUUCCACGAGUCAGCCAGGACUCCAAUCUCAAUUGAAAAGAGUUCUUGCUGAUAUAAAUGCAUCCCACAAGGAUUAUGAACUAAGCAUCGUCAAUGGUGUUUUUGCAGAAAAAGUGUUUGACUUUCAUAGGAAUUACAUGGAGUGUGCCAAAAAGCUGUACAAUGCCAAAGUGGAACGAGUAGACUUUACAAACGAUAUAGAAGAUACAAGAUAUAAAAUUAAUAAAUGGAUUAAAAAUGAGACAAAUGGCAAAAUCAAGAGUGUGUUUUCUGAUGGUAGCAUAAGCUCAUCUGCUGUCAUGGUGCUGGUGAAUGCCGUGUACUUCAAAGGCAAGUGGGAAUCCGCCUUCACGAAGAGUGAAACACUCCAUUGCCGUUUCAGAUCUCCCAAGUGUUCGGGGAAAUCAGUGGCCAUGAUGCAUCAGGAGCGGCGGUUCAACCUGUCUUCCAUUCAGUACCCACCCAUGCAGGUUCUUGAGCUCAGAUACCAUGGGGGAAUAAGCAUGUACAUUUUGCUGCCUGAGAGUGACCUGUCACAAAUUGAAAACAACCUAUCCUUUCGGAAUCUAAUGGAGUGGACCAAUCCUAGAAGAAUGAAAUCUCAGUAUGUCGAGGUGUUUCUGCCACAGUUCAAAAUAGAGGAGAAUUAUGAAAUCAAAGACCACCUGAGAGCCCUGGGGCUGAAUGACAUCUUUGAUGAAUCAAGAGCUGACCUCUCUGGGAUAGCCUCAGGAGGCCGCCUCUACAUAUCGAAGCUGAUGCAUAAAUCGUUCAUAGAAGUUUCUGAGGAGGGCACCGAGGCGACGGCUGCCACAGGAAACAACAUCGUUGAGAAGCAGCUCCCUGACUCCACAGUGUUUAGAGCUGAUCACCCAUUCCUGUUUGUUAUCCGGAAGGAUGACAUCAUCUUAUUUAGUGGCAAAGUCUCUUGCCCUUGAACAUCCAAUUUGUUUCUGUUAGUAGUUGCUGCCACAUCACAGAGACAUUGCAAGGGAGUAGAUUUUACUGGAAGCAUGUGGUGUUGCUUUGGAGUUUAAUUCUUCCUGACACUGGCCAGCAAGUGACAUUGGUGUUUCGACCCUUCCCAAACACUUGGUUGAUUCUCUGAAUCCCUCCUGUUAGCGUCUUCACCACCGUGUGUUUCACUCAUUUCUAAUUUCAUUGUCUCUCCCUACACAUCCGUCUGCAUCAUUCUCCCCCAUGACCCACCUGCAGUUAUGGAGAGGGCUCCCCUGGUCAUGUGAAUGUAGACACAGUUGUAGGAAUCUUUUUGGAUAGCAGCAUUUAGCACAGAUACUUAGUUUUCUUGUAAACAGUGUAAGAAGCAAGACCGUCUGUUUCCUAGGACUAGGAAUAGGCUCAGUCGACU
This is a messenger RNA of Ochotona princeps (American pika), 1786 nucleotides long. RefSeq names its product serpin family B member 7 (gene SERPINB7). The record is from RefSeq and is a predicted model, not a curated record. The coding region runs from base 213 to 1355 and encodes 380 amino acids. Gene Ontology annotation, molecular function: serine-type endopeptidase inhibitor activity. The transcript is spliced from 8 exons. Gene Ontology annotation, biological process: negative regulation of endopeptidase activity. NCBI's taxonomy places the organism in Eukaryota, Metazoa, Chordata, Mammalia, Lagomorpha, Ochotonidae.